AUGUCAUUAGCAACACUAAAUAUAUGUACUCAUUCGGGUACUUUCCAUGCAGAUGAGUCACUUGCGGUUUUCAUGUUGAAACUACUUAAACGGUUUUCAAAUGCAAAAGUGACUAGAUCUAGAAAACCAGAGGAUUGGGAAUCCGCAGAUAUUGUCGUUGACGUGAGUGGAAAGUAUGACGCUAAAAAGUUCUUCGAUCAUCAUCAAAGGGAAUUUACUGGCACUUUCAACUCUGAAUAUAAGACAAAGCUCUCGUCUGCUGGCUUGGUGUUCAAACAUUUUGGCAAAGAAGUUAUCGCCAAGGUGUUGAAAUUUGAUGUUAAAGAGAAGGCCACCGAUAUCGAAUUUUUAUACGAUAGAGUUUAUAAGGACUUUAUUGAGGCUGUUGAUGCUAACGAUAAUGGUAUUGACAAGUAUGCCAACCAAAAGGAGUUGGUUCCACGGUUCCAUGAUAAAAACUUCAGCUUGGCUGGCGUGGUUUCCAACUUGAACCCUUCGUGGGACACUGAUCCUACAGAUGCUGACUUUGAUCGUAUGUUUAUAAAAGCUUCCCAGAUUAUGGGUGAGGCAUUUUUAGAGUUCUUGACAUACAUGGGUAAAUCCUUUCUUCCAGCUAAGCAGUACGUUGAGAAGGCAUAUGGGGAGAGAUUCGAUGUUGAUAAGAGCGGAAAGAUCAUAGUCAUGGAACAGUAUGUUCCAUGGAAAGAGCAUGUCUACAACAUUGAGAAGGCUAAUAAUGCAGUUGGCCAGAUCUUGUUCGUUCUAUUCCCAGACACGACAGGCAGCUGGAGAAUUACUGCAGUGCCAGUUUCUGCAGCUUCGUUUGAUUCCAGAAAGAAAUUGCCAGAGCAAUGGAGAGGACUAAGAGACAAUGCUUUGAGUGAAAAGACCGGAAUUCCAAACUGUGUGUUCAUUCAUGCAGCCGGUUUCACUGGAGGCGUCAAAUCCAAAGAGGGUGCAAUUAAGCUUGCAAAGAUGUCAAUCUAA
Brettanomyces nanus is the source of this 987-nucleotide messenger RNA. RefSeq lists its product as uncharacterized. Lineage: Eukaryota; Fungi; Ascomycota; Pichiomycetes; Pichiales; Pichiaceae. Gene Ontology annotation, cellular component: cytoplasm; nucleus. The transcript has a single exon. The record is from RefSeq and is a predicted model, not a curated record. The coding region runs from base 1 to 987 and encodes 328 amino acids.